GAGCCGCCGGCCCCGCGCUCUGGAACCGGCUUCUAAAGUAAACAGGGCGCCCGCUCCGCCCCGGCGCGGCCCCGGCGGCCGCGAUGGCCGAGGCCAGCCCCAGCGCCGCCUCGUACCAGCGCAUCACCCGCUGGAUAGCUGAUAAUUUCUGUGUAUGUGAAGGAUGCAGUGUGCCCCGUUGUCUACUGUAUGAAAUGUAUGUAGAAAACUGCAGUCAAAAUGUCAAGAAUCAAGUAAAUCCAGCCACCUUUGGAAAGCUUGUUCGGUUAGUUUUCCCAGGUCUGGGGACAAGAAGGCUGGGCACAAGAGGGAGUGCCAGGUAUCAUUAUGAUGGAAUAUAUGUCAAGAAGAGUUCUUCCUUUUAUGCACGUUAUUGUUCUCUUCUGUCUGAAAAAAGUUAUCACAGGCACCGUGUUUCACAGGAAAGGGACAGUUCUCCAUGCCAGUCAAGCACAUGUAUGGGUGCUGGUGGAGAUGCCUGCAGUUCUGGAGAUGCAGCUGAUUGCAAGAGCAAUAGCCAAGAAAAAGGAACAAAUGAAGAAAACAGUUUUGAAUACUCAUUACCUGAAUUCAGGAGACUCUAUUCUUGGGAGCAAGAGCUAGGGAAGAAACACCCCUAUGAACUGGUUGCUCUGCUUGCAAAUGAGUAUUGUAGCUAUUGUCAAGAUAUUUUACAGAAUGUGAGAAAGGAAGAGCUUGACAAGGUUGAAGACUCUAUCAUAUCAUUCUGGAAGUCUUUGCAGCCUGAAACAACAAAACUUAUGUCAUUGCCAGAUGUGUGCCAGCUGUUCAAAUACUAUGAUAGGCAGCUGUUCAAGGAAAUGGAGAACAUUCUACUUAAUGAUUUCCUGGAGGAUGUGUCUAUACAAUACUUGAAAUCAAUCAGAUUGUUCAGUAAAAAUGUUAAAUUUUGGCUGCUUAAUGCUUUGGAAGAGUUUCCAUUACUGCUCCGAAAGUCCAAAUUUAAAGAAGUUACAGUGUUUGUAAAAAGACUCAGAAGAAAGACAUAUCUUUCUAAUAUGGCCAAGACAAUGAGAAUAGUCUUGAACAACAACAGCAAAGUGACUGUUCUAAAAUCAGACUUGCAUGCUGUCAUCGAUCAGGGAUUUGUGGAUAUUCAUGGAAACCCCUUUCAAAAGAAGUUAAGGAAUCCGGAUGAACUGCAGAAUGACAUAGAACUCAAAUGCUUGAAUGACUUAAUAGCUUUGCUGGACACUUCUACAGAUAUUGGGAUUUUCCUGAACUGUAUGUCUUCAAACCUUCAGGCUUUUGUCAUUCAGCCAAGCAAGAAUAAAGAAGAGUUUAAAAAAUUGGCAGCUAAUUUCCAGCUCAGAUGGAACUUCCUAUUAACUGGAGUAAGCAAAGCUAUGACACUCUGCCGUACAGUCAGUUUUGGAUCCUGGCAUUUGUUUCAUUUGCUCCUCUUGGAAUAUGUUGCUCACAUUUUCCAGUCCCAUCUAGAGGAGGAGGGAGAUGAAAAUCUCUGUGUCAUAGAGCAAAAUGACUCAACUGUUCUGUUGGUUCAUGAGCCCGACCAUCUUUUGGACAAUUUUGCAGAGCAGCAAUCUCAAAUCAAAGCCCCACAGCCAACUCCCAUAACUUUGAUGCAGAGCCAGAGCGAUGUCAGUUUAAGCAACAUUUUUUUCAGAGUUCUGAGUUGUUUGGUGGACACAGACACAGGCAGCAAGCUCAUUCAGGUCAUGUUGGAAGACAGAAUUACUAAAACUUCUGUUAAGUUGGAUCUUCCAAUUGGAAAGGAAGCACUUAUUACUCUAAAAGAUGGACAGAAAUUCAUUAUUUGUGCCUCUGAUGCACAGCAAAUCUCCACAGAAGACCAGUCUGAUUUUUGAAAAUUAUUUA
Rhea pennata is the source of this 1860-nucleotide messenger RNA. It is a transcript of the gene RFX8, whose product is annotated as regulatory factor X8. The transcript is spliced from 16 exons. The record is from RefSeq and is a predicted model, not a curated record. Gene Ontology annotation, biological process: regulation of transcription by RNA polymerase II. Gene Ontology annotation, molecular function: DNA-binding transcription factor activity, RNA polymerase II-specific; RNA polymerase II cis-regulatory region sequence-specific DNA binding. The coding region runs from base 84 to 1850 and encodes 588 amino acids. NCBI's taxonomy places the organism in Eukaryota, Metazoa, Chordata, Aves, Rheiformes, Rheidae.